CAUUUUGUGCCUGCCUCGGUCUGCGCGGCGGCGGUUGCGGGCGCUGCGGCUUGGCGGGGAAGAAGGUCGGCCGGUCUUUUUUUUUUUAAUUAUUAUUAUUAUUUUUUUUUUUUCUGCGUAGGUCGCGUGUUCCGUCGUCAUGGGCCGUAAGAAGAAGAAGCAGCUGAAGCCUUGGUGCUGGUAUUGUAACAGGGAUUUUGAUGAUGAAAAAAUCCUUAUACAGCAUCAAAAAGCAAAGCACUUUAAAUGCCAUAUAUGUCAUAAGAAAUUGUAUACAGGACCUGGUUUAGCUAUACAUUGCAUGCAGGUACAUAAAGAAACAAUAGACGCUGUUCCAAAUGCUAUUCCUGGGAGAACAGAUAUUGAACUGGAAAUCUAUGGCAUGGAGGGCAUUCCAGAAAAAGACAUGGAGGAACGGAGGAGGUUACUUGAACAAAAAACUCAGGAGAGCCAGAAGAAGAAGCAACAGGAUGAUUCUGAUGAAUACGAAGAUGAUGAAUCUGCAGCUUCCACUUCAUUUCAGCCCCAACAAGUUCAGCCACAGCAGGGGUACAUUCCCCCAAUGGCACAACCAGGUUUGCCUCCUGUGCCGGGUGCUCCAGGGAUGCCUCCUGGUAUACCACCAUUAAUGGCAGGUGUCCCACCUAUGAUGCCUGGAAUGCCUCCCGUGAUGCCUGGAAUGCCACCUGGAUUACAUCAACAAAGAAAAUACAUGCAGUCAUUUUGUGGUGGAAACAUGAUGAUGCCAAUGGGUGGAAUGAUGCCUCCUGGGCCAGGAAUACCACCUCUUAUGCCUGGUAUGCCACCAGGUAUGCCACCACCUGUUGGUCCUCGUCCUGGGAUGCCUCCUAUGACACAAGCACAGCCUGCUACAGCACCGGGCAUUCUUAACAGACCUCCAGCUCCUGCUGCAUCAGCACCCACCCCGCAGCCUCCAGUUACUAAACCACUCUUCCCAAGUGCAGGGCAGAUGGGGACACCUGUCACAAGCUCAAGUACAGCUUCCUCCAAUUCAGAAAGUCUGUCAGCGUCUUCUAACGCUCUGUUUCCUAGCACAGCACAAGCUGCAGCAGCUGUUCAAGGUCCGGUUGGUACUGAUUUCAAACCUUUGAAUUCUACAGCAGCAACAACAGAGCCCCCUAAACCUACAUUCCCUGCUUACACACAGUCUACAACCUCAACCACUAGCACCACAAACAGUACUGCAGCUAAACCAGCUACAUCUAUAACAAGUAAGCCUGCUACCCUUACCACAACCAGUGCAACCAGUAAGUUGAUCCAUCCAGAUGAGGAUAUAUCACUGGAAGAGAGAAGGGCUCAGUUGCCCAAGUAUCAGCGUAAUCUUCCUCGUCCGGGACAAGCUUCCCUGGGUAAUCCACCUGUUGGACCAAUUGGAGGUAUGAUGCCACCACAGCCUGGAAUUCCUCCGCAGCAACAAGGAAUGAGGCCUCCAAUGCCACCACACGGUCAGUAUGGUGCUCAUCACCAGGGCAUGCCAGGCUACCUUCCUGGAGCAAUGCCUCCUUAUGGUCAGGGACCUCCGAUGGUGCCCCCGUACCAAAGUGGACCUCCUCGACCUCCAAUGGGAAUGAGACCUCCUGUCAUGUCGCAAGGUGGCCGCUACUGAUGCUACUACACACGCUCUAAUAGGUUUGGAGAUUAAACCUUUUCUCAUCUUGUGCUGUUAAUAUAGCCAAGCUUCCGUCAAUUAAAGCUUCAUUGUGACUUAAAAAAAAAAGAAAAAAAAAAAAAAAAAGAAAAAAAAAAAAAAAAAGUAUCUUCCCCACAUGCAAGGCAACUAGGAACUAUUGGACAUUCUUAUUUUACAUGGGAAAAUUUAUUUGGAAUAUUAACAGGAACUUUUCCUGAUGUUGCAAUUUAUACUGUAUGGCUUCUUUUUCAUGUUUCAUCUAGGUUUUUAGAAGUGAAGUAUAGUAAAUAUGGUUCGUUAAAUUGUGAAGGCGCUGGAAUUACAUGAACAUACCACCUUAAAGGCAAGUUCUGUAACAUUAUGUUGCUAUUUGUGAAAUGAUGCCUUCACAGCACUUCAGGUGCUGUUGGACUUCGUGUCCCCAACAUAGUUUGGUGAGGGCUGUAACUGUUCCCAACUACUUGUACAUUUAAGUCUGGACAUGUAACGAUAUUUAAUGUAUUUAGAAUUCCUCCUGUUUCAGGGUUCAAGUAAACUGACCCACUAAGGUCGUGUGACUUUUCUGUACUGUUAUAAACUUCAUUGUAAUAAAAGAAGAUAAAAAUUUA
Messenger RNA from Centrocercus urophasianus (Greater sage-grouse), 2259 nucleotides. RefSeq names its product zinc finger protein 207 (gene ZNF207). Bases 140 to 1627 code for a protein of 495 amino acids. Lineage: Eukaryota; Metazoa; Chordata; Aves; Galliformes; Phasianidae. The record is from RefSeq and is a predicted model, not a curated record. Gene Ontology annotation, cellular component: nucleus. The transcript has 12 exons.